Molecule: messenger RNA, 1436 nt
Organism: Harpegnathos saltator (Jerdon's jumping ant)
Lineage: Eukaryota; Metazoa; Arthropoda; Insecta; Hymenoptera; Formicidae
Exons: 4
Coding region: 198-1019 (273 amino acids)
Biological process (GO): transcription by RNA polymerase I
Source: RefSeq, a predicted model, not a curated record
CGCUGGCUUUAGAGUGAGCGCUUUGUUUUCUGAACGCACCAGUGUUUUGCUAAAAGCUAAAAAACCUAACCUUCUAAAUGUAUAUAAGCAUAUACGGUAAUAUAAUAAAUGUUAAGUAUAUAUAGUAUAAACUCAAUCCAAACUCAAAUAAUCAAAGUUUAUUAAACAUCGUCUGAUAUUUAAUAAAUUUAGUAAACAUGACAGACUAUAUAUACGAUCAAGAAGAUUCAAUAACACAUUUGAAUACACAAUUAAAUAAGUCAAUGGUUUUAAUGGAGGAUGCUGUAUAUACCCUGCCUGCAAGCUCUCGACGCAGCAAGUCUAUUAAAAUAAGUACAACAACACAACCACCUAGCGUAACCAAUAGUCCUGUGGCUAAAUUACGCAAAAGUAUCUUAAAAAAGCCUGAUGGAUCAUUCAGUGAAAAAUUAAAGGACAACGAAGUUAUGCAGACAAGUUGUAAUAUUGAAAAUAUAAACGAUGUUGUAUCACAAAAAUUGGCAUUGUCAAUACCAGCUUCUGCAAGACCUCGAAAUCUUGAAGAAUUUAUUCAAGAAGGAAUAUUACAUGUGGAAUCUAUAUCUUCUGAAUCAUUUAAUUUGGAUGAUGUAACUGAUAAUGAAGAAAUUUGGAUAAUGGAUAUUCCUAAGUCGAUAGAUCCAAAGGAACUCCAUGGUCAAAAAAUAAACCUAAGUGACAAAUCAAAACUUAAAAUUAAAGAGAAACGAUAUUGCGCAGUUGUCCAUGACAUCACAUAUAAUAUUACAUGUGUCUUUAGAACUGGAAGGGAAGAACCACAAUAUAAGACUGUGAAUAUCAAGCCAGUUGGCUUAUUAACAGUAAGAAGAAAAUUAUCAGGAGCAUUAAGAAUGGAGCCUACACCUUUACAAAAUUGUACCAUGCCAGUGUUUCCUGAUGAGCUGAAAAUAAGACAUCCACUUCUUGGUAUUAAUUAUGAUGGCAAGGUUAGAAAAAAAUCAAAAAAGCAUCACUCAGUUAAAAAGAAGAUAAAAUUGUAAUAUCAUAUAUUUUUAUCAAAGGACCUCAAAUUUUAUUUAACAAAUUUAUCAGAUUUUUAUGAUAUUAUGAUAUAGGUAUAAAGUAUAAUCUGACAAUGAAAAAAUAUCUUAAGCAAAUCUUGAUAAAUAUGCACAUAAAGUCAACCUCAAAAGUCUAUGACCUUGACAUAUGUUAUUAAGAAUGUGUUCCUGAGUGUUAUGCAAAAAGUUGCAGCCGUCGCUUAUUCAUUAAAAAGUUAUUACCAAAAAAAGUUGAGGUAAUUAUGUAUAUUAAGGGAUACCUCGCCGAUGAUCUUCAAUUUCAUAUAUAUUAUUAAGGACAUAGCCCUAAAUAACUUACAAAAGGUUCCAGCUGGCGGUCAUUGUUUAUUGAAAUGUUAUUAACAAAAGAAGUUUCAUUAAUCCAACGUAAUUUUU